CCGACAUUUCCAAUCUUCUAGCCACAAACCUCUCCGGAUUUCCAUUACUCCAUACUCGACUCUACAAAAUAUUCGGUCUAGACGUCCCGCCCAGCUGCAUUCAUCCCAUUUGCUCCGCUAUCUAAUGAGGGGAUUCCAACCGUUAUCUCAGCCAAUCCCACGACUUGCGCUUCCAACCCGAAGCUUGCGCCGGCCCCUGUCAACUAUACUGCCCAUCACCAUCACCAUCACACCCGGAACCUUGCGUGGCGUGAUGAGUUCCCAGCGUGAAGACUCGAUUCCGCAUAAGCUCCGCACGGCGGCGGAACCUCGACAGAACAGGCUGUACCCCGUGCGUCUGUCGCAUGUGGAGCAGGUUAACCCCUCUAUCCGCUUGUUACAGUUUACCAUUCCGGCAGAAGAGAGUAAUGAUGACAAGGAUGGGCAACAACCAUUCAGUUUCCUCCCAGGCCAAUGGCUAGAUGUCCACAUCCCAUCUAUUAGCACUGCCGGCGGGUUCACCAUAACUUCCACCCCUGCCGAUGCCCAGGCACUGCCGUCACCAGAGGCACCGGGUGCGGAACCGCUUCUGGGCGAGGAAGCUGGCUCAUCUAUCCCGCUACGAGGACGAGAGCCCUACGUAGAAUUGGCCAUUCAAGACUCCCCCGCAAACCCACCAGCUGCAUGGCUUUGGAAACCAAAGGGUGAGAUUGUCGGCAAAGAAUUGAAUAUUCGUGUUGGAGGGAGCUUUGUCUGGCCCCCCACGGGUGUUGAUGUACGAAAAGUGAAGAAUGUGGUCUUUAUCGCAGGAGGCGUGGGUAUCAAUCCACUAAUCUCUAUCCUCUCACACCUCAAUAAUCAAGUUGAAAGCACUCGGCCCUUGAAUGUACAUUUCCUAUACUCGAGUCGACUCCCACAAGGCCAUGAAACGGCAUCACCAGAAGAAUCACUCAAUCAGAUCCUCUUCCUCCCACGAAUCCGCCAAAUCAUCCGUUCUCAACGACAAUCCCACCGUCUCCGCAUCUCCCUCGAUCUCUUCCUCACGGAUUGGAAGUCUUCUCGUCUGACACCUGCUAACUCCCCGACGGAUCUCACGAUUCACUCCAAGAGAAUCGAAAAGCAUGAUCUGCAAUCAGCCGUUAUCGGCGGAGAUGGCAAGCUAGACCCUCGAGAAAGCGUAGCCUAUGUCUGUGGACCACCGCAGAUGACGGACGAAAUGGUGGCGAUGUUGAAAGAUAUUCUUGGAGAAGGUGGGGAGCAACGAGUAUUUUUUGAGAAAUGGUGGUAAAGAGACAGUGUCAAUUCAACGCUAGAUAAUCAAGAAGUAUAGUGAUAUUUGCUGAUGACUGGGGUAAAGAAGUAAAAGAACAAUGAUGAGAUAUUCAGGUGAGAGACAGACACCCUAUGGACGCCGGAUCUUUUGCGGGUAAGGAGACUGGGAGAGGAGAAGUAUAUGUACAGAAGUGUAGAAACUCGAAAGAAAAAUGGAGUCGCCAACGACGGAAAUGACGGUAAAACAGAGCAGACGUAUGCGCUCUCAUGAUGGUCAGGUAUAAAAAAAAAGAAUCUGGAAUGAAAAAGAAUCAUAAGAUGAAAGAGAUAGGCGAGGCCGCUCUCGAGAGGUCUAUUCGCCUGGGCCCUUGACAGAGCCACCAUCGACAAUCAUCAUCUCAUCGAGCUUAGCUUCUGUUUGUCCCCAUUCGAGACGUUUGUAAGUCGUCACCCGGCCGGGACCCAUAUCGAACUCAAAGAAACGGACGCGGCGGACGUAGUCGUUGUAGCCUCCGUAUCCGCCCAGACCGACACCGCCUCCAUAGCACAUCCAUAAUGAGGGUUUCUCUUUGGAGUCUUGCUCGAGCAUACAGUAGUCGUUGACGUGAUCGCUAGAAAAUAAUAUAAGUGUCUGCAUCACAUAUGGGAUCGGGGCAAUUGGGCAACCUACUGUCCGCAGCUUACAAACAAGACGCCCUCUUCUUCCAGGGCGUCUUUGAAGCCAGAGUUGAAUCCAGGUGCUGUUGGUGGCUCCUGCCACUCGCCCUUCCAGUACUUGCCGUCACUCCGGUACUCGGGCAGCGGGAUAUGGAUAAAGGCCAUGUUCAUAUGGCUGUGGGAGUACUCUUGGUGUUUCCUCUUCAAGCUCUGGGCGGUAUUUUUGAACCACCGGAUUUGGCUCGGUUUGACCCAGUCGUAGCCCCGGAAUUGCCGCUCAUCGGGCGAGUAGGCGUGGGUGUCAAGGAGGUAGAAAGUAAGGGCCGAGUGAGUGCCACCGCCGCGGUCGAGGACCUCGACGAUAUAAUUACCCACUCCAUCGAUGUCUUCCGGGCCGGCGGUUGAAAGGGAAUACGGUAGAUCCUCGUAGAUGGACAUGAGCUGUGCCCGGUUGAGGUCGCCUUCGUCGUCGUGGUUGCCAAAGAUAACGGCAUAGGGGAUUUUUCGGUCUACUAGAAGCUUCACGCCCUUGAACACGGCGCUUUGGGCAUCCGGGGCAGUUUCUCCGUUGACCUGGUCACCACUGAGAACGACCAUAUCCGGCUUCUCUUCGUCGAGAAGUCGCUCCACAAACUCCAACGUUCGGGGAUCGGCUUCACACUUUUGUCCCGGUACUGAUUCGGCGGGAACGGGGUCACGGCAGGCACCAAGACCAGUGCUCAGAUGGAGAUCAGCCAACUGCAUGACUUUGAAUUUUCCGUUGUCGUUGAUCCGAGGGGUAGGCUUCUUGUUCUUUAAGGGGUUGCCACGUCGAAUGCUGAGACGAGUCUCCAGCUUCUCCGUCCACCCGUCCAGCAACAAGGGUGUAUCUUUGACCUCCCAAUUGGGUCGAGGGUCAACGGCAUCGGCACCGAAGAGCACGUCAAUAUAUGUGACGGCCUUUUCGGAGUCGCUGGCGUGGCGCGAGGCGGUCCGCCUCAGCCAAAUACCACCCGGCCGGGCCUCCCACGCCUCCUCCUCCCCCUUGGGAGUGUAUUCGGUAGGUGGAGUCAGGCGACUAAUCUUCAGGUCAAUGAGCACCUUGUCAUCCGGGCCCAACUCUUCUUCCUUCUUUCGCUGAAAUUGGAUAUACGCAGUCGAGGUCCAGCCAGUGCGUAGAUAGAGAUCCUUUUCGAUGCGGUACCAGGUCUCCGGGUCCAACUUGCAGCUCGAGAAGGGAUUGAGUGAGGAGCAUUGUGUGACGGUCACAUCGGUAAUCACAUAGCCGGAGUAGUGCAUGGGGAGGUGGCCAUGGAUCGAUGCUGGCAGGACACGGAAUUUGCUGUCGAGAAAGACGACUAAAAGGAGCGCAAUCGUUACUAACAAGC
Molecule: messenger RNA, 3275 nt
Organism: Penicillium brasilianum
Lineage: Eukaryota; Fungi; Ascomycota; Eurotiomycetes; Eurotiales; Aspergillaceae
Source: the annotation of a GenBank genome assembly